AUGGACAUCUCGUCUCCUGUCUCUUCGCGUGCGGCAAUGCAAUUCAGAGCCGAGCGUACUGAACUUCCGGAAACACCACUACAAUCGAGACAAGACAAGGGCAAAGGCAAGGCUACUGAGAUGGCGCCACCUCCACGGUUGCCCACGCCGGACUCCGAGGAAACACACUCCCCACCUCAUCAACCUACGGAAAGUGACGUCGGAAGGAUUGUCUACGCUUACCUUCGCGAACUUGGGCUGGAUCUAAUAAACCCGCAAAAGAGUUUGGCGAAAGCCUUCGAUGCUCUAAGGAAAGAAAUGGAUGAGCCUCUAGACCUCAAGAAGUGGUGCUUGCCGGCAAGAUUCGACAAAGAAGGGACAGAAGUUCCGUUCAGUGGCAAGCCAUUCUUCCAAGUCCCCUUGAAUAUUGUCAAUGAGCUUUCGGAUGCGAUUGCGCAGGGAAAUUUCCUGGAUGGAGAGUGGGCGCCCUUAUGGGACGCCUUCGAGGAAUUUUAUCCCGACAAGCUGCCCGGUGCCAGGAUGAGGGCAGAAAGGGAGGCUGCAAGUCAGAGUGCUUCUCAGCAGGUGCCACCACCAACGCAACCGAGGGCAAUGAGGGAUACUGCGAAUCAUGGAGCGGGGCCUUCUCAGCAACCAACACCGUCAACGCGACCAAAGGCAAAGAAGCGUGCAAGAACUGCUCGACAGUCUCCUGAGCCGGAAGAACUUCCAUACGGCCCUUGGCUCACCCGUUGGGCUAUGAGUUUGGGCCCAGAAGACUUCACGUUCCCUGGAGAUUGCCCAUGGGCAUAUAAGAAAGUCGUUAAUCUGACCCACGAGGAACGGGUGGACAUUGCGAUGAAGUACCACAGCAAAGAGCUGACCGACAUUAUCGGGAGAAGGCAGUUCAACUGGUGCAAAGCAGCGCUUAGAUAUCAUGGCUUGAUUCGCUAG
This is a messenger RNA of Alternaria conjuncta, 933 nucleotides long. RefSeq lists its product as uncharacterized. The record is from RefSeq and is a predicted model, not a curated record. Lineage: Eukaryota; Fungi; Ascomycota; Dothideomycetes; Pleosporales; Pleosporaceae. The coding region runs from base 1 to 933 and encodes 310 amino acids. The transcript has a single exon.